Porites lobata is the source of this 830-nucleotide messenger RNA. Lineage: Eukaryota; Metazoa; Cnidaria; Anthozoa; Scleractinia; Poritidae. The record is from the annotation of a GenBank genome assembly.
UGCUCUGCGGUAUUUACUGCAGAGGUACAAGGCGAACUGAUCUUUCUGUCAAUUGUAAACAUCUUUCUGUCGAUUACAGCAGUUCUUGGAAACACUCUGAUCCUAGUUGCUUUACACAAAGAAACUUCACUUAACCCGCCGUCCAAACUCCUGUAUCGUAGCCUCGCCGUAACUGAUUUCUGUGUUGGUACCAUUGCAGAGCCUCUACAUGUUUCCUAUUGGAUUUCUGUGGUGACGGGAAAAUGGGAUAUUUGUUAUCUGGCUCAUUUGAUAGUUACUUUGGCAGCUUAUACCUUUUGUGGAGUGUGUUUAAUAACACUGACUGCAAUAAGUGUGGACAGACUUCUCGCCUUGCUACUGGGGCUCAGAUACAGACAAGUUGUAACUGUGAAAAAGACAUACAUAGCUAUAUACUUGCCUUCUGGAUUGUUUCUGUUGUUGGCGUACCAGCUUUUACAGCUAUACGAGAGUAUGUUCACUACAUAGGUACAUACUCAAAAAUUUUCUUCCGUCUGCGUCUUAACCAAAUUCAUCGGAUCCACCCCUUACAAGGAGAAAGUCAAGCAAUUCAAAUGAACACAGCUCGAUACAGAAAGGCAGUGUACAGUGCCCUGUGGUUGCAGGCAGCAUUCGUCGUUUGUUAUCUGCCACUUAUCAUAGCGAUAGCUUUAAUACAUCAAAGAGGGAUGCAUUUAUCCUCUUACCUUGCUUGGCAAUUUACAAGUACUUUAGUUUAUGUAAACUCAUCACUGAACCCCUUUAUUUAUUGCUGGAAGAUCAGAGAAGUGAAAUUAGCUGUAAAAGAAACAUUAAGGCGACUCGUCCGUUGA